AUGUCAACCAACAACACUGAUUUCAACCUUCCGUCAUAUAUUAAAGAAAAUAUAACGUCUAUACGCAAUUAUUUAAAACAACAUGACUUAGAGUCGAUGAAAAUAGAAGAUAGUAAAUUAAUCGUUGUAAAAUCGAAUGGAAUAGUUGUGGAGCUUCGCGCUGCAAAAGACAUUCUCUCUUUGGCUAAAGAGAUUAUCAAAGUUAUGAUAGAUGAUGAUCUCACCGAAUUCAUAUCACAUCCGGUAUCUAACAUAGAUGAUAUAAGAUCCGGUUAUUAUGCAUCAUUAGAUGAAGGAGGAGAACCAUGGACAAGAUCUAUGUCCAAUUUUCAAAGAGGCUGUGGGAUUUAUUAUGAGUUGGUUAGAUUAGUAGUUGCUAAUACUGUCGGUGUGGGAGAGUAUGGAGAAGAAUGGAAGCGUCAUAUUAAAAACGACGUUUUUCAU
Molecule: messenger RNA, 444 nt
Organism: Paraglomus occultum
Lineage: Eukaryota; Fungi; Glomeromycota; Glomeromycetes; Paraglomerales; Paraglomeraceae
Source: the annotation of a GenBank genome assembly